Molecule: messenger RNA, 1329 nt
Organism: Penicillium macrosclerotiorum
Lineage: Eukaryota; Fungi; Ascomycota; Eurotiomycetes; Eurotiales; Aspergillaceae
Product: TLC domain-containing protein
Exons: 3
Coding region: 1-1329 (442 amino acids)
Biological process (GO): ceramide biosynthetic process
Cellular component (GO): membrane
Molecular function (GO): sphingosine N-acyltransferase activity
Source: RefSeq, a predicted model, not a curated record
AUGGUUCGUCCGCGCGGUCGGUCACAACUCGGCGUGGACAUCCGCGGCGACACCAGCGCGCCCGCGAUGUCCACGAUGAACGAAGUGAGUCCCAUUGAACCCACAUCGCCGGAUUUGAACAAGCAAUUCGAAUCCCGUAUCGCCGACAAAUCCGCCGGCAAGACACACUCGAAGCGUCGCCGCAAUCGCUCGCUCCUCCACCGGUUCGCCGACACCUGUCUCAAGUACACUUGGCUGCUGCCGCUACUCAUCCUCGUCUUCUUGCUAUCGCUCUAUGCCGUGAAUCCAAGCCCGUCCAACCCCAUGCACAGCGCCAUCUUCCUUUCCUACCCGCAACCCCCCAAGACCCCCGGCGGACCCAUUAUGUAUGGCAAGGGCGAAAAGGACAUCGCCUUCGUGGCUUUCUACACGGUCGUUCUAUCGUUCACGCGCGAGUUCAUCAUGCAGCAGAUGAUCCGUCCGCUGGCGGUUUGGUGCGGCAUCCGCGGCCGCGGCAAGACCGCCCGCUUCAUGGAGCAGGUCUACACUGCCAUCUACUUCGGCAUCUUCGGACCCUUUGGGUUAUACGUCAUGAAGCAGUCCGAUAUUUGGUACUUCAACACCACUGCGAUGUUCGAGGGCUUCCCGCACCGGGAGCACGUGGCCAUCUUCAAGGCGUAUUAUCUGCUCGAGGCGAGUUACUGGGCCCAGCAAGCCAUUGUGCUCCUGCUGCAGCUUGAAAAGCCCCGCAAGGACUUCAAGGAGCUGGUCGGCCACCAUAUCAUCACCUUGGCUCUCAUCGGUCUCAGUUACCGCUUCCACUUCACCCACAUGGGUAUCGCCGUCUACAUUACCCAUGACGUGUCGGACUUUUUCCUGGCCACCUCCAAGACUCUGAAUUACCUCGACUCUAUCAUUGUCGCACCGUACUUCGGGAUGUUCGUUGGCAUGUGGAUCUACCUGCGCCACUAUCUGAACCUGAAGAUCCUCUGGGCCGUCCUGACCGAGUUCCGCACUGUUGGUCCUUUCGAGCUGAACUGGGAGACUCAACAAUACAAAUGCUGGAUCAGUCAGUACAUCACUUUCGGUCUGCUGGCCAGUCUCCAGGCGGUCAACCUGUUCUGGCUCUUCCUUAUCCUACGCAUCCUCGCCAACUACGUCUUCAACAGCGUUCGCAAGGAUGAGCGCAGCGAUGACGAAGAUUCGGAAGAAGAGCUGCAGAAUGAAGUGGACUCCAAAGCUACACUAGCCACUGGCGUUGCCAAGGAGAACCAGACACCUGAAGUCUUCGUCAACGGCGAGCCUGCGCCCGAGACCCGCGGCCCGCGGACUCGCAGCAAGAAGGCUUAA